AUGGCGACAACAUGCAAUGAAGCUGGUCUCGAGGUGGACAAUUACCAGGACCAAGCAGCAAAAGCACCAGAGGUCGAUCUCCGGUAUUUUGACACGCACAAGAGCAGACCAUCAGACUACGUGCACGUCGUUCAACAAAAGAAAUUGCCCUUUGGCUGGAGCUUGUGGGUAUUGCCCACACUUGCCGCCGUCGUCUCCGCCCUGGUCAUCGGCGCCGGCGUAGGAGGAGCCCCGACCGACACCGCCGCAUGCACGACUGCUGGCUCGGGCGAUGAAGAUGCCAGCAAUGAUGGCAAUGGUUAUGCGCCCAAGUUGCCACAAGAUGCCACCAACCUGACUCAACCCGCUGAGUGCGCGGAGCGCGGGGGACCCAACGAGCACACAGCCGUCAGCGGACUCAAGUAUCAAUUCUAUUGCGGGAUGGAUGCUCCUUGGAGUGGUGAGAUCAAAGACCGGACAGCCCUUGUGACAUACACGUUCUCUGAUUGUGUAGAAGCCUGUGCGAGAAUGAAUGAGUUUGUCGUCAGGAACAAUAAUGGCAGCCGCUGGGACAGCCUUGUAUUCGGUUGGCAGAUGUCAAAGGAAUUGGAGAAUCAUGAAGCCAACUGUUGGCUGAAAGGUGGGACGGCGGCGGAGAAGAUCAGUUUCAACCAGCCUGAGUACAUUUACGCUGAGACGCCCGAGUGA
Diaporthe citri is the source of this 687-nucleotide messenger RNA. RefSeq lists its product as uncharacterized. The transcript is spliced from 2 exons. NCBI's taxonomy places the organism in Eukaryota, Fungi, Ascomycota, Sordariomycetes, Diaporthales, Diaporthaceae. The coding region runs from base 1 to 687 and encodes 228 amino acids. The record is from RefSeq and is a predicted model, not a curated record.